GUGGUGCCAGCGGACCGGGCAAGCAGCGGGAGGCUGGAGAGGAGGCUGCCGGGCCGGAGAGACGUCUUCACGUGUGGAUCUAGAAACCGGUUUCCAGAUGUUUUAACAUGUCGACGUGACGUUAAACCGUGAAACUGGUCGCUUUUUUUUUUUUUCUUCUAUACAAUCUGUGAGUCCUGCGCAGGUGGCCCCGCGGGGCUGCAGGUAGCUGCUGCUGCUGCUGCUGCCGCCGCCGCCGCCGCCGAUGGUGAUGAAGGUGUUUCGCAGUCCGGCCCGUCAUGGCUACGCUGCGGAGGUGUCCCCGUUCAUCCCUAACAGAGUGGCCUGCGCUGCCUCCCAGCACUAUGGACUGGCUGGUUGUGGGACACUCCUGGUCCUGGAUGAGACGGAGACAGGGGUUUCUCUAGUGAGGAGCUGGGAGUGGAGCGACGGUCUCUUUGAUGUGGCGUGGAGUGAAACCAAUGAACAUGUCUUGGUUGCCGGGGGUGGAGACGGCAGCCUGCAGCUGUGGGACGUAGCCAAUCACAACACUCCGCUGAGGGUGGCCAAAGAACACACACAAGAGGUGUACACUGUGGACUGGAGUCAGACCAGAGGAGAGAACCUCAUCGUCUCUGGAUCGUGGGAUCACACUGCCAAAGUGUGGGACCCUGCUCUCAGCCGCUCGCUGACUACGCUCAGAGGUCAUGAAGGGGUCAUCUACAGCACCAUUUGGUCUCCUCACAUCCCAGGGUGCUUUGCUUCGGCCUCAGGUGACGGGACACUCAGAGUUUGGGACUUGAAGGCCGCUGCAUGUCGAUUGGCCGUCCCGGCGCACAAGGCCGAGAUCCUGAGCUGUGAUUGGUGCAAAUACGACCAGAAUAUUGUGGCCACAGGCUCAGUAGACUGCAGUGUGUGUGUGUGGGACCUGAGGAACGUACGACAGCCCGUCACUCAACUGCUUGGCCACACCUACGCCAUCCGCAGAGUCAAGUUUUCUCCGUUCUGUAAGACGGUCCUGGCAUCCUGCUCGUACGACUUCACCGUCAGGUUCUGGGAUUACAACAGGAACCAACCUCUCCUGGACACUGUGGAACAUCACUCAGAGUUCGUCUGUGGAUUAGACUUCAACCUGCACAUCCCCAACCAGGUGGUGGACUGUUCCUGGGAUGAGACGGUGAAGAUCUACACACCUGCCUGUCUGUCUGCCGGACCACGCGGCGCGGCACCCUAGAACGCACCUUCGUCGUUCGGCACUUGUGAGGACCCCGCCGCUGACGUAAUGCGAUCGCCAGCCCGUUUAAGAAAGGCACUUUCGUUUCACUUCCACGCUGGAAUGAUUCUAAAUGUUUAAUCUCACACCCUGGGAACCCAAACACAUGUUGUUAGCGAGGAGAUAAAGUGAGCGUGUGUGUGUGUUUUCUGUUAGCAGAGUUAAAACCGUGCUCCAGUGUGAAAACAGAAAAUAAGGUCCUCUGUUUUCGAAUAAAAUAUGCUCUUUACUUCUGACGAAGAAUAAAAACAAUUUACUCCAAGAGCCGGAAUUUAAUUUGAUGUAUUAGAAGACGCCAGCGUGUCCCAAUCAGUUACAUUUAUGCAUAUCAGCAAUAUGGUACUGUGAUUAUGGCCCAGUGAUGCAGUUGCCACCUGAAAGUCUUGUAAUAUCAGUAAACAGAAUGUCGGACCAGUUUGUCUCAAUCAACGCAGAAACCAAGACCGUGAACACCCGUCCCGUUUCAGGUGGGAUUAGCGAGUGACGUUGAGUCUGCCGUGAACAAAUGAUGUGAAGCGGGAGGUUUUACACCGCGUGUGAACCGUGACGUCCAAGCCACGACUGUACGUUCCUCAUCUUUAUCUCAGUGAUAUUCAGCUCGACCGGAGAACAAAUGUCAACUGGGACUGAUUUCAGUGUGUAAAUGUCAUCAGUGUAGAUGUGAUGAUCUGUGUGUGCAGUGCCUUCAAUAAAGCAGCAGAUAUCUCAUGAAGACGUUGAUAACGUGGAGCAUUUGUCUUCAUCUUAUCAGUUAAUGUCUUAAAGAGCACAUCAUUGUUUUCCUCAAGGAUGAGUCUGGAGAGAUUCUGUGUUUUUUUUCCGUGGUCAACAAAUCCCACCAACAGACCAGAACCAACCGUGUGUCAGCCCGUCUCCCAACGCCCUCUGACUUCUCUACCUCCAUCGGGUCCUUCUGAAGCUGUAAAUCUUGAAAAGCCUCACAAAUAUAUGGUUUCACUUCUGAAAAAGCUCGGCACUUUCCUCUAACAGCCAGUCACUCCAGUUUAACAAGGGAACAUAUAGUAAUGGAGCAUUUGUUGGGGAUUAAUCCACGUUUGGUGCUGUAGCGCGUGGGAUUGAGUCAAACUAAUGAUAUAAUGAUUUGAAUCUACACGGCCGGCAGGGCUUUGCCUGUGGCUGUAAAUAUCGAUGAUGAUGAUGGUGAUGAUGAUGGUGAUGGUGACAACUCGUCCCUGCUGCAGCCAAUCACAGCUCUCCUGCUGAUGAUGCGUGAAGGGUUCCUCUGUGCAGCCAAUCUCUCUGCAGGGAGAACCCAGCUAUGAAACGAUAAA
Xiphias gladius (swordfish) is the source of this 2544-nucleotide messenger RNA. RefSeq names its product peroxisomal biogenesis factor 7 (gene pex7). The transcript has 11 exons. Gene Ontology annotation, molecular function: protein binding. The record is from RefSeq and is a predicted model, not a curated record. Gene Ontology annotation, cellular component: peroxisomal matrix; cytosol. The coding region runs from base 245 to 1213 and encodes 322 amino acids. NCBI's taxonomy places the organism in Eukaryota, Metazoa, Chordata, Actinopteri, Istiophoriformes, Xiphiidae. Gene Ontology annotation, biological process: protein import into peroxisome matrix.